AUGAUUGCUGCGCCGAUACCAUCGCUAGCUGUAAGGACGAGCUUAAAAGUCUUACCCAGACAGUGCGCACAAAGUGGUUGUCUCGAAGCAAAAGUCUUGCAAGGCGAAAAUGUAUCGACGGGAUGGGUCCCGGCGGGUACCACGCUUCGCGACAUCAACCAACUCCUUCAAGAUCCGAAUGGCGAGAAGAUCGACUCUUCGCAGAACAUCCGCCGAACACUGGAUGAUCGUCAGAUACAGCUAAAGGACCUGGCAGAAAGACUUGAACCCGCACCGACGUUGAAGCGACUGGUCUGGCCACUGAAGAAGGAAGAGGUGGACGCUAUUACCGAGAAGCUUGGGCAGUGCAGAUCGGCAAUCUCUUUUGACCUACGUGUCUAUUAAGCGUGCGUAUCCCACGUUGCCCUUGAUAUACUACUAAUAACUUAAGAUCGUCGCUUGCUACCAUUCAUCAAGAGUUCGUCCUAGCGAAACUGCGCUUAACGCUAGCUUUUUCUUUAGAUAAGGCGAACGUGACCGUGGUCGUACCGUUCUCUUUCUCCCCUCAAUCGUAACUCAACUUAUCCGUCGACUGCCGUCUAUGGUUCUCUAUGUUCGUAAAGAGACCGAGUCUAAUCCUAGUAUUCACC
This is a messenger RNA of Emericellopsis atlantica, 629 nucleotides long. RefSeq lists its product as uncharacterized. The record is from RefSeq and is a predicted model, not a curated record. Lineage: Eukaryota; Fungi; Ascomycota; Sordariomycetes; Hypocreales; Bionectriaceae. The coding region runs from base 1 to 384 and encodes 127 amino acids. The transcript has a single exon.